Molecule: messenger RNA, 834 nt
Organism: Pestalotiopsis fici W106-1
Lineage: Eukaryota; Fungi; Ascomycota; Sordariomycetes; Amphisphaeriales; Sporocadaceae
Product: Histone chaperone ASF1
Exons: 2
Coding region: 1-834 (277 amino acids)
Biological process (GO): nucleosome assembly; nucleosome disassembly; DNA replication-dependent chromatin assembly
Cellular component (GO): nucleus
Molecular function (GO): histone binding
Source: RefSeq, a predicted model, not a curated record
AUGUCGGUCGUUUCUCUUCUUGGGGUCAACAUCCUCAACAAUCCCGCCAAGUUCACCGACAAGUACGAUCUUGAGAUCACCUUUGAGUGUCUUGAGCCUCUGGAGAAGGAUCUCGAGUGGAAGCUCACCUACGUUGGAUCUGCCACCUCGGACCAGUAUGAUCAGGAACUCGACUCCCUCCUAGUUGGACCGAUCCCUGUCGGAGUCAACAAGUUUGUCUUCGAGGCAGACGCUCCCGACACAAAGCGCAUCCCCGACGCAGACGUUCUUGGUGUUACUGUCGUCCUCCUUACCUGUGCCUACGAUGGCCGCGAAUUCAUCCGCGUUGGCUACUAUGUCAACAACGAGUAUGAGACCGAGGAGCUGAACAGUGACCCCCCUGCCAAGCCCAUCAUCGAGAAGAUUCGUCGCAACGUCCUGGCAGACAAGCCCAGAGUCACCCGCUUCGCCAUCAAGUGGGACUCAGAGGCCUCGGCCCCUGCUGAGUUCCCCCCCGACCAGCCUGAAGCCGACAACCAGGUCGAUGAGGAGGAAUAUGGAGCUGAGGAGCUGGCCGAAGAGGAGGCUGAGGAUGGUGCUGUCCACACUGGCACCAACGGCGAGUCAUCUGCCGCCGCUGGCGGUGACGCCGAGAUGGGCGGCACUGAGGAGGCUGCCGAGCCCGCUGAGGAGGAUGAGAUGUCCGAGGACGGCAGCGUUGAUCUUGAGAACGAGAGUGAGGAUGAGCUUGAGGAGGAAGAGGGCGAGGGUGAAGCCGCCGAGGAUGGUGAUGACGCCAUGGAGGUUGAUGACAAGCCUGCUGGUGGUCCGAGCUCGCAUAUCAUGGCUCACUAG